AAUCGCAUUUAUAAUUUGUUCGAAACGAGCUCAUGCUUUGCAAUUAACUUUCUGUAGAUCCACAUACUGUUAGCAGGUAUGCUUUUACAUCAUAUUACAGAAGUAAUCAAGAUCGAAAAAUCCAAAACGCUAGUUCGCAAUAUUCUAUUUCUUUUAGUAAAUAUUUUCUGUUUUCAUUUAGUUCAAGAGGUUCCAUAAAUAAAUUCUUUUGUUAUCGUUAUGCAACAUUUCAAUGUAGAUAUGAUCUUAACAUCACAAUGUUCUGCAAAGAUACCACAGAUGUAUGUCUGACUUAUUGGUUAGUUAUCUCCAUCAUAUUUUUUUAAUCAGUUGAGGUGACUUUUUGAGCACUUUUCAACGACUAAAGUUUUUUCUGUCGUCCAUUAUCAGAGAAAUUUUCAAAACUAUGAUCCAUCCAGUGUUAGUAGCUGAAAGUCAACAUUAUUGUUACAUCUAUUCAAACCACUUGAAAUCUGGGAGUUAAACGUCAUAUUUCUCACUCUUUCCAAGGUUUUUUUUUAACCCACAUCGAUUACACUUUUGUAAUUGAUAAACUCCUCGAACUUCAUAGUUUUGAAUUUUUGAUGGUCCCUAUAAUGAUGCCAUAGCUUCUAAAGGAUUUUUAUGAAUGUGUACUUAAUUGUCCUAUAAAGCGUGGAUUUGAUAAAUAUUUCUUCUACAUUGGACUUCGUUUUACAAAAGUACUAAAAUAUAUUUUUUUGAUACAUCUGUAUUGAAUAUGUCAUUUUUGUCACAGAUCAAACCGUAUUCGCUGUUUUUUCUUUCCAAGGUUUGAAAGCAGAAAUUUACAAACACUAUGAAGAUAUAAAUUAUUUGAACCAUCUAAUCCGUUUUCCUACGUGUAAAUAUUUCGCUUUAUUUGAAAGGUUUUUAAAUUUAAAACUUUAUAUUUUAUUCUGAAUCUAUGUGAUUUUCCGCUUUCGAUGAUUAUCGGUUCUAAGAACUUGAAGCAACAAUAUUGAUCUUCAGAUUUGUCGCAAUGAGAGUUGAUAUGUUGCAAAACCUUCCAGACCAAAUAUUGAACGUUCUAUAUAGAGUAACGAUUAUGAUGUUUUUAAACUUAAAAAAUAGGAAUCUGCAAGCCAAUGAGUGAUCAAACAACAGACUUAAUAUUUUCAGAUAAUAUACUGAAUACUGGUAUCCCGCCACUAAAAUGUUGAACACUAAACCAAUAACAUUUCGGUCUUUUUAGAAACUGCGGUGAACGAGCCUAUGACGCAAACGUUUUUCCACCACAUAUUCUUAUAUUCAACUUCACAGCAUAGGUUAUUUGAGCUCCUGAAAUUUCUUUAAGAUAACAAAGUAACAUCAACAAUGCUAAAAACUUAACUCUAGGUAAUGUCCAUUUUUUAGUGUUGUUAUUCAAUAAUAUGCCGUACUCUUGACUUUCAAAAACGGUCAAGACAAGCUUUAUAACCUAACGUCAAAUAUGAGGUCAGAUUAGUGCUACUAUAUAUACUUGGAUUAUCUAAAUAUUUCUGACCUCUUAGCUCAUCGUAUUAAAAAACAAAAGUGCGGAUUUAGACAUGGUUGAAUAAUAGAUUUCUAUUCUAUUAAGUAAUGAAAUUAUAUGUUUUAAGUUAGGACUGUUUCGUGACUUGUUGAACCUGUGAUGAUGAAAUUUCAUUUCUUUGAAAUUAAUAACAUUUUACCCGGUUUGUAAAGUAAUAUGCGUCCCAUGUCUUAUUUCUAUCCCUCCCGUUCAUGUCUUAGUCAAAAAGUGUCCCUACAAGCAUACUUUCUCCUAGAUAUUUAAAAAGAUCCAACCGUAUUUACAUCGCAAACAUAACGUAUCACCAAAUAAAUUAAUUUUAUUAAAACUUAUUAUUAAUAGGUGCUGGUGAUAAUUACCGAGCAGUGCACUGAAAGAAGGUAGACGUUUUGUAACGAAAAAACUAUAAUUUCAAACCCAAGUAGCAGUUCUUAUGUAGUUAUGAAAGAUUUUCGUCUUAAAGCAUUAACUUCUAGAUCAAUACGGUCUCGUACCUAAGGUACAGAGAGUAUAAAGUUUUUUCUGUAUCCUAUUGAUUAAAUGGCAGGUGCAUGAUAAGUACUUGUGAGCGAAAUAAUAAUUGUCGGAGUAAAAUUAAAAAACUGAUCUAAUGACAUGUUUUUAAAUAUCUAUGAUAUUCUAGAUUAUAGCUACUAAACAUUGCCGGCUGGAUGAGCCUUGACCAAAUUUAUCAUAAGAUAUUACUCAAGAUACAAUGUCGCUAGCUAACUGAAGGACUGAAAAUACGACAAACGAUUAUGUUUGUUUGGGAUUGAAAUUGAAACGUAGGUAAAAGAAAGAACAAAUAGACUUCUUUGCGUAGUUUUUAAUCUAUAAUAUCGAGAACCUGUACCUACGACCUGCGAUUUAUUUCACUUAAGAUAUAAAUGGUCAAGAGAGAUUUCUGAAAAUUCUGCCAUCUAAAAUUACUAUACGGAAAUGAAUAAUCUUAAUUUUAGCAUUUCUUGGUCCAUAUUAUUUGUCGUUGUAUUGAUAAUUAUCUUUCUAUAUCUUGUAUUUGCAACAUAAUAUUACAUCUUUUUGGUCCAAAAACCUCAAAUUAUUUAGAUAAUAUAUACGUAGAUGCGUCAUCAGGACGAUGCUAUCAGUUUUUGACCAGUUCUAGUUUUUGAAAAUAGAUAUGACCAUUUACGUCUCAGAUCAGUGUUUGGUUUUAUUGAGAAUAAAUGACGAUUCAUUAAAUUCUAUUUUAUUUGAUUUCAGUUUUCCUAAACGUUUUGCGUUGGAGCUGAAUAUUAUCUACCACUCAUGCAUGUGGAGAGAUUAAGACCCCAAAUAUUUCGUGAUUAUUAUGAUGUUGGAACGUCUUGUGAUGGUUUUAGUCCAGGAAGUUCUUCUGAAUAUGAUAAAAGUCUGGCUACUUCUCGUGUUUAUGAAAGAACACGGAUAUAUACAUUAGCAGCGGAGAGGCAAACAGUCCAAAAAAAGACAUUUACAAAGUGGGCGAAUACAUUUCUGAGGAGGGUAGGGAUUGAAAUAUAUGAUCUCUUUUUGGAUUUACGUGACGGAAAAAUUUUAUUACAGCUAUUAGAAAUACUUUCUGGAAUUAAAAUGCCUAGUCCUACCUUAGGGAGAAUGAGGAUUCAUUGUUUGGAAAACAUUGACAAAUCUCUCUUCUUUUUAAGCAAUUUUGGAGUUCAUUUAGAAAAUAUUGGGGCACAUGACAUUGUUGAUGGAAAUGCAAGGAUUACGCUUGGGUUAUUAUGGAUGAUUAUUCUUCGUUUUCAAAUCCAAGAUAUCAUAUUUUUGGAGAAAGUCGAUCCUUUAGGAAUCAAAAGUGAUGUGCAACGAUAUUCAAAGGAGGCUUUAUUAUUAUGGUGUCAGCUCAAAACUUCAGGUUAUCGAAACGUUGACGUGCAAAAUUUUACAACUAGUUGGCGUGAUGGCUUGGCUUUCAAUGCUCUUAUCCACAGGCAUCGUCCAGAUCUGGUCAAUUUUGACGAAUUGUCAGUGAACACACCACUGCAAAAUUUGGAGUCUGCCUUUAUAGUUGCCGAAAAAAAGUUGGGCAUAUCUAGACUCUUCGAUCCUGAAGACAUAUAUGUCCAACAGCCAGAUGAAAAAUCUAUUGUUACUUAUGUCGCUACAUAUUAUCAUUACUUUUCAAAAAUGAAAUCGGAAACUGUUCGUGCUCGUCGUUUGGAAAAAUUUAUAACUUACUGGCGUGACCUCCAGAAUUCUUUCGAUUGGUACGAAAGACGCGCAUCAGAUCUUUUGUCAUGGAUUGCCAAAACAGUGCUGUGGCUGAAUGAUCGUCGUUUUCCCAAUCAAGUUGAAGAAAUUCAACAGAUUAUGGUCUCAUUUAAAGAAUAUCGUCUUCAAGAAAAGUCAGACAAGUUCAAUGAAAAAGGUGAACUUGAGGCUCAUUUUCUUUUAACACGUGCAAAAAUGAGAACACUAGGACUUAGAAAUUAUAUACCAUCCACAGAUGCACAAAUAUCUCAACUCAAUCGUGCAUGGAAUGCCUUAGAGAAAGCUGAGUAUGGACGUGAAAUAGCUUUGAGAGAAGUGCUGGACAAGCAAAAACGUCUACUGCAUUUGUUUUCACGCUACGAAAAAAAAGCGAAUUUGAGAAAGGCUUGGAUUAGUGAUAAUUUCAAAUUGGUUGAGGUAUGUGAUGAUGAUAGGAAUUUAGCGAUGACUGAAGCGUCGUUAAAAAAGUAUGAAGCUCUAAAAGCUGAUAUUUAUGCAUAUUUUGACAGAAUACAGACAAUUCAACAAAUUGCUGAUGAACUCAUUGGUAAUGAUUUUUUUAAGCGAGAUAUUGUUUUAAAAGUUCAAAAAGAAAUCCAACAUAUGUGGGAUCGACUCUUAAAAGUAAUGAAUGAAAGAUACAAAAUUCUUGAAAAUAGAAAAAACCUGUUUAAAAAGUUUUCAGAAACAGAUUACCUCAUGGGAUCUAUAAAGUCGCUUUUAUCUAAAUUACGAAUCGAUGAAUUUAAUAAUCACUUAGCUGCUAUUGAAGAACGUUUAAAACAAUACGAAUUAAUAGAAACAGAUAUACGUUCAAUUCAUCGAAAUAUAUCAAUCCUAUUUGAAUUAGAAUCUCAAAUUGAUCACUCUCCAGAGUUGUUUGGUUUUAAAACUAAUACUGUAGCAAUUGAAAUAAAAAAGCAAAAUAAUCUGUUAAAAGAUGCCUAUUCACAACUUGUACAACUGAUUGAAUCUAAGCGACGGUCUAUAGAAUUUCUGAAACUUUAUCACAGUUCAGAAUAUGAGUUAGAUGAACAAUUAAUUUCAAUACAAGAACGUAUAUCAUUUUUGCAGAAAAGUGAAACAUUUGUUGACAAUGGUAAUACUGAUGUUUUCUCCCGGCGACAUAAAGCGGCUGAAUCUGAAUUAGAAACACAAAGAUUGAUUAUCACUCGACUAUUUGAACGAACGUCCAGUUUGGUUGAAGAAGAAUGUCCAAAUUAUGAAAAUUUAAAGGAAAAAGUGACAAAGGUUGAAAGAGCGUGGGAACAGCUCAUAAAUCUAAUGGCUAAACGUAAAACUAAUUUAUUAUUUAUGAAAGAUUUACGUUCUUUUAUGUUAAGUUGUGAUGAUGCAGAUGCAUGGAUAUCGGAAAAAUAUGAACUAAGUUCCGGUGCAAUGCGUGUUGCUACGCAAACUGACAGUAUUUAUACCAUAGAAAAAUUAACGAAACAACAUCAGGAAACUAUUUCCAGUUUGAAUAACUUCCAGACCACUAUUGAUCAAAUGAAGCUUCAAGCAGACGAGUUAUUAGGAUAUAUAGAUUGUUUGUAUACUGUAGGUGAUAAAGAUGUUAAAUCAAUAGGACCGAUUUCGGAGGCUACCAUAAAAUCUAAGAAUGAGGUUGGAAAUUUAAUAAAGAAUAGAAUGAAAGGUCUCUUAGAUUCGUUUUCUGUUCUUAGUGGAUGCAUUCGUCAGACACAGUUACUACUUUUAGAUGCUGUAUCAGUUCAUCAGUUGUUUCAAAUGGCUUCAUCGACGUAUAACUGGAUUACUGAGAAGGAAGUUUAUAUCCAGCUGUUAAUAAUGGACGACCUACAAGAAGAGGAGUUUUCUAAGAUUAUAGAAGGUGACGUCAGUGCUAACCAAGGAUUAAUUCAAAGAUUAGAAAUUGUUAAAAAUAGAUUCUCUGACCUAGAGGAACAGAUGAGUACAGCAGCUGAGCAAGUAUCUACUGUAAACAUGAUGAUAACUAGGUUUUUAAAUGAACCAAAAAGAGAUGAUCAAUCAUUAGUUAAUAAAGAAAUGACAAUUGAGAAAGUUAUCAAUGUUCAAGAUCACCUAAACUCGGCUUGGAAUAGAAUUGCUGAUACAGUUGAGUCGCACAGAGACCGAAUAAUUGAAGAAUCAUUUUAUGUUAAUUUAUUCAUUGAAUGUAAAUAUACAUCUGAAUGGAUUACAGAAAAAGAAGCAGUUUUAUUUUCAACAGAUUCCAUUGAUGCUAAUAGUUUGACUGGUUUGGUAGAAUUAAGAAGACGUUUAUUUAAUUUACAAGGAGAUUUAAAAGCAAUUGAAGCACGAGUUGAAAAUAUUGGUGAACGUAUAGGAGAAUUACUUGGUAUGACGGAACAACAAGAAAUUGCAUACGAUGAACAAGAUAUAAAAUUAAAGUCUAAACGAAGAGCGGAUUAUUUAAUGAAAGAACAUAUGAAACUUACACAACAGUGGCUUAAUUUAAAAGAAGCACUUAAACAAAGAGUUAAUCGAAUAUCUACUGAAGGUCAAGUGAGUCGCUUUCUUGAGAAACUUGAUUCAUUUCAAGAUUGGAUGAGAAAAUUAAAAACUGAUGUGUUUGUUCGUGAAUUUCCAAGUGAUUUACAGGAAACUGAAAAUCGUUUAACAGUUAUAGAACAAAGUGCUCAAGAAAUCAAAGAUUAUGAAAAUGAAGCAAAUAAACUAUUUGAUACUGGGAGGCAACUGCUCAAAGGUUACUAUGACACACCACAUAUUAUGCUGGGGCAGCGGUUAGCUGGACUUGAAGAUGAUUGGAAAUCGAUUCAAAGUUCAAUGGUCAAUUGUACUACUCGACUUCAAGAACGUUAUGCUUUGCAGUGCUUUUUGGCUGAAUCUGCAUUACUUGAAGUGACUUUGGAUCAACAGGCUACAUUUUUGGAUAAAGAAAAUGUAUUAACAAACCUAGAUGCUGUUCGUGAUAUUCAAAAACAAUAUGAAACAUUUCGAUUUUCUUUAUUGGCUUGUAAAGAUCGGGUUGAUGCCGCUUUAGAAUUAGGUAGAAAUAUAGCAGAAAAAAAUCCAACAAAUCGUGAUCGUGCAUUAGCUAAAUGUGAAUUAUUUCAACGAAAAUAUGAAGCCAACAAAAUUAAAACAGAAGAACGAAUUGAAUAUUUACAAGAAAAGGCACAACUUUAUGAAUUUUAUGAAGAACUGGAAGAUUUCGAAGAUUGGAUUUUAGAUAAAACGAAUUGUUUAAUGGAAAUUCAGUUAGCAAUCAAACAACGAUCACAUUUAUCCUUUAGUCGGAUUAAAGCAUUUGAAGAAGAAAUUGAAAUGAAUCGAAAUCGUGGUGAUCAUUUUAUUGAGGUCGGUCGUAAACUUACAGAAGUUUAUCCACAUCUUGAAAAUGAUGUAAAAAAUCGUUUGGAACGUUUGCAUACACGUUGGGAAGAACUAGUUGACUUAGUUAGGUAUAUCGUUAAUGUAAUCAGUCAAGAUAAUCGAGAAAAGUUAAUGAAAGAGGCAAUUCAUAAAACUGCUACAUGGCUUAAUUUAAUGAAUGUUCAAUUAGAGAAACCAGAUAGUAAAUUACCAGUUGAUCAAGUUGAUAUGACAACAUUACAAACACAAAUAAAAGAACAUAAUAAACAUAUUAAAGAUUAUAUGGAUCGAAAAGCUGUUAUAAAUGUUUUAAAGAGUCAAGUCGGUGAUCCUAAUUUUAGUGAAAGUAAAGAAUUUGCACCGAUUGUCAAUGAUCUUGAGCGUAAACUUUUAGCGUUAGACGAACCACUCAAUCAAAAAUUAAUGAAUUUACAACAUAUGGAAACAUCCACUCAACGUAUUGUAGAAUUGACUGUAGAAGGUGCAUGGAUCAGAGAAAAAUCACAACAAGUUGAAAAUUUAUCUAAAACACUAGAACUUGAUCCACAAAAUGCUUAUCAAAUUGGUCAAAGAUUAAUGGUUAUACAUAGAUUGGAAAGACAACUUAAAAGUCAUAUUCUUGAAGCUAAUAAUCGUAGACCUAGGGUUAUAGCUUUAUGUAAAGACAUUGAAAAUGAAUAUUGCAUAGAAGAAGCAAAAACCACCGAUAAAAUACAACAACAACGAUUUCAACGUCUUACACGAGAACUUUUAGAAUUAUGGAAUAAAUUAGAUAGAAAUUUAACUUGUCUACUUGGGCGAAUAACAAUGUCUGAAUCAGUUUAUCAAUUUUUAUUAGAUGCUAGUGAAUUGGAAUCAUGGAUAUCUGAAGAAGAUUUUUAUUUACAUGGAAUAGAAAUACCAAAGAAUGAGCAAAGUGCAUUAAAUAAUUUGAAAAAGCAUCAAAUUCGAUCACAAACAAUUGAACAAUGGCAUGAACGUGUUAAAAAUCACAAUGAACAAGGUCAAAUACUUUGUCAACAAUUAAAGAUUCAACAAACAAAAUAUCCUGAUACAAAUAUUUUACAAGAAUCACAAUUUUACUUGAAAUUAAUUCCAACAUGUUUGAAUCGUAUUAGUCAUUCAUAUAAAAAUCUUCAAGGUAUUGUCAAUAAUGUAGCUGCAAUGUUAGAGGCAAAUGCUAUUAAAUAUAGUUUAACUCGGGAAGCUGAUGAAUUGGAGACAUGGAUUAAUAAACGUGUUGCACUGGCUACUAAUAAUGACCUUGGUGUUGAUUUAGAUCACUGUUGUAAUUUACGAGAUAAAUUCAUGAUAUUCAAUAAAGAAACUGUACAAACAGGUUCACAACUUGUCUCAGAUUUAUCAACUAAAUGUGUGCGUUUAAUUGCAUUAGGCAAAUCAGAUUCCGUGAUAAUUGCAUCAAUUAAAGAUAAUAUCAAUGAAAUUUGGGCUGAAUUAUUGGAAUUAAUCGAAACGAGAAAACAAUUAUUAAAAGCUGCCUUGAAUAUGCAUCGAUUUGUUAAUGAUUGUAGAGAUUUCGAAGAAAGAAUUUGUUAUCGUCUUGAUAAUCUACCUGAAGCACCAUCUGAUUCUUUAGCAUCUGGACGAAAACAAGGUUUACCUGGUUUACAACGUAGUCAUAAUUUAUUGGAACAAGAAGUUUUAUGUUUUGGUGAUCAAUUGAAACAAUUGGAUUUAACAGCUAAACGAUUACUACCACGUUAUGCUGGUAUACAAGCGGAACAAUUACAAGCACAUCAUGAACGCGUGCAAACAAUAUGGAAACGUUUAUUAAAAGUUAUUGAGAUAAGACGUGAUCUAUUAAAAGAAGCUAGUCGAUUAUAUGACUUUCUAGUCAAUGCUCGUGAAUUAAUUUCAUGGUUAGAACAUGCCAAAGAUAUAAUGGAACAUAAAGAAAGACCAAGAGAUAUUUCUGGUGUUGAAUAUUUAAUUGAAGAUCAUAAACAAUUACGGGUGGAAUUAGAAUCACGUAAUCAACGAAUUGAAGAUUGCUUAAAUCUUGGUCGGAUAUUAUUAGCUGAAUUUGCAGCUCAUGAAGAGAAAUCAACGGUACGAACUAUGAAACCAAGUUUAAUAGCUACACGAACCGAAGUUCGCGAGAGAUGUGUACAAUUAGCAACUGGGCGUAUUUUAUUAAAUGAAUUAUGGCGUGAACGUUGGGAUCGUUUACAUUUAUUAUUGGAAAUACGUCAAUUCGCGCGUGAUGCGAAUAGUGCAGAAAUAUGGUUAAUGGGUAAAGAGUUACAAUUAGAAUCAGCACGUCGUCAAUUGGGUGAAACAUUGGCUGAAACAUUAUCUUUGCUUGGUGCUCAUUACGCAUUCCAGCAAACAUUAGCAACAGCAGACGAGAGAUUUAAUGCAUUAAAAAGACUAACUACACUUGAACUAAGAUCAAUGCAAUGGGAUCCACAAGAAGUCAUUAUGAGAGAGAAUGAACAAAGAAACAAAGUCCGUAACGCUGUCAAAGAAUUUCUUCCCGCUUAUGUCGGACAAACUGAGACUUUGAGAAAAUCAACUUCUGUCUUACCAUCACAUACAGUUGGUGUUUCUUCAGCAAAAGUUCCAUUGGUAUCUACUGCUUACAUUCAACAACCCCCUGUUAAACCUCUUAGGAAACCAAUUGAAGUAACUGAAACACCAGUUGUACAACCAAAACCUCGAACAAAACUCCCGUCAGCAUCUGAUGGUAUGGUGGCAGCAGUUAAGACAACAUCACCUCCCAAAACUGUGGAGUCGUACAAGAGUCCUGAAAAGAAAAUUGAACGUCAUGAAACUAUAAUGUCUCCGAAACCAGUCAGACGAUCACAUUCUAGACAGACACCAGAGUCAUCAGUCGUGAUAACCAAGGAAGAAAGUUUACCUAGCAGCGAUAAAUCAGAACCCAUUAGUCAGAAAUCUGAAGGUUUGUCGGAGAAAAUUCCAAUUCAAACUGAAAAACCUUCAAAUAAUCGUCAUCUCGAAGAAGUUAGUGAUGGAAAUAACAACACUCGUUCACUAGAAACUGUAGAUCAACCACAUGGACACCAGCACAAACCUAUUACCCGGAGCCGUUCACUAAGAGUUAGAUCUUCUCAAUCUGACUUACCAACGACUGAAUCACCUACUUCAACAACUAAGUUGAAAUUUUUUGAAAGUGCUGAACAAGAGCCAACUAGGUUAUCACAAGAACCUGAAACAUCGAAAAGUGAACAACCAGUUCUACCAAAGCUAGAGGGUCCGGUUAUACGAAAGCACGAUUUGGAUUCUGGGGGCUCUUUACAUUCAAAAAGUCAAGGUCGGAGCUGGUUACCUCUUUAUCUGGUUCUCGAUUCAGGUCAACUAUUCGUUUACAAAGAUCAACAAAGUCGUCGAGAAAAACCAAACGUAUACUAUCAUGAUACAUCACCAUUAAGCUUACUGUCAUCAAGAGCUGCCCCUGCUAUAGAUUACACAAAACGACCAUGUGUAUUUCGAUUACGUCUUGGAGACGGUAGUGAAUAUCUAUUUCAAACUGCAAACGAUAAUGUUCUUAACCGUUGGGUUACAGCCAUCAAUGAAUCAGCUAAGUGCUUAGUUUCUGAAUUCAGCAAACAUCAAACUGGACAUACUUUAACCCUUCCUGUGGGAACUCAUUCUAGAAGUUUUCAAAGUAAUGGUCAUCGUCGUUCUAUCAGGAACUUUUUCUCUUUACGUCGUAAAUCAUAGUAUGAGUAUUUUUUUGCUAUAUUCCGAAUAAUAUCAUAACAUAUCAUUAGAUACUUCAAAUAACUAUUCUUUUCUUCAUCAAACAAUGCAUAAUCAUGAAUUUGUUUUUUAUUUAUAUUUUUUUCGGGAAAUUUUCGUAAUUUUUUUUCAAAAGAAAGGAAUUUUAUCCUCAAUAAUGUACUAAACACUUGACUGAUUACUUGGACUAAAUGUGACAAUAAUCCAUAAGCAGCAAUACGAUUUCAGUGUUGUUGUUUGUUUAAUGAUAGUAAAGUUAAUUCAUCUUUCUUUUUUUUCGUUCUUUUCAUGCAUAAUAAUACUAAAAAUAGUAUUUUAUGAGAUUUUGUUUUGUAAACUUUAGGACAAUCUAACAUCAGUUACAAGAUUUCUUCUCAGUUUUUAAUUGAUGAACAAUGGAAAAUACUGAAAUAAUCGACUAUAUACCACAAAAUAAAUGAUCUUUCGAAGAAUUUCACUACAGUUCAUCAGUCUUGUAUAAACAUAUCUAAUAUUUCCUCUUUCGAAAAUUGGUUUGAUUCUAUCUAUGCUUUCAAUUUGUUUAUGAUAUUAUAAUAAUAUUCAUCGUGAUGUGCAUUUGAUGCUUUAAUGUUUAUUAUUUUAUUCGUUAAUAUAAUAAUUUAUAAAUGAAUUUUAGUUCGUAGAUUAGUAAAACUAAGUUUAUUUCGCUGAUUUUUUUUCUGUACAUGAUUUGUUUAUAUAUAUUCAGUGAAUUUUGUUUUUCUGGUUAAAAUGAAUAAAAACACGUGAAGAACAACUUUCUUUAUCACUU
Schistosoma rodhaini is the source of this 11558-nucleotide messenger RNA. NCBI's taxonomy places the organism in Eukaryota, Metazoa, Platyhelminthes, Trematoda, Strigeidida, Schistosomatidae. The record is from the annotation of a GenBank genome assembly.